Messenger RNA from Diaporthe batatas, 2076 nucleotides. Its product is annotated as RNA-dependent ATPase ROK1. The record is from RefSeq and is a predicted model, not a curated record. Gene Ontology annotation, biological process: maturation of SSU-rRNA. The coding region runs from base 1 to 2076 and encodes 691 amino acids. NCBI's taxonomy places the organism in Eukaryota, Fungi, Ascomycota, Sordariomycetes, Diaporthales, Diaporthaceae. The transcript has a single exon. Gene Ontology annotation, molecular function: RNA helicase activity; nucleic acid binding; ATP binding. Gene Ontology annotation, cellular component: 90S preribosome.
AUGGAUAUCUUUAGGGCAUUGUCGCUUGGCACGACUGUGAGGAAAGGCGGAAAGCCAGCGGCUGGCGGCGCACUCCCUUCAGCUGGGAGUCGGGCGAACGCACAAUUCUACCAUGACGAUGUUGGAUCAACGAGGGGCACCAAGAGAAAGAGGGCAGACCAAGGCGGCGAAGAAGAAAGUGACGACGACGACAACGACGACGACACCAGCAGCCUGGACUUCUUCGCCCACAAGGAACCCACGAAAGGCACCAAGAAGGCUCCCACCCAGCCCAAAGCACCGCAGAAGCCCAAGCCGUUACCGAAGGCGAAACUCUUGGACGAGGACGAGUGCAAGCAGAUCCUGCGGUCGCAUCGCUUGAAGUUCACACUCCUGUCGGCGGGGGCGGACAAGAAGUCAAAGGUCAAGAAGAGCAAGAAGAAGGCCAAGGCAUCGGCCAAGGAGGUCAAGCCAGAGAAGAAACAGCUGUUCCCACAGCCACUGCAGAGAUUCAGCGAGCUGAGGUCUACCUACCACAUUUCGCCCCGGCUGGCGGACAACAUCGAUGCGCAGGGAUACCGGGAACCGACAGAAGUGCAGAUGGCCGGCCUGCCUCUCCUGCUUGAUUCUGCGCGUGCCCUCGGAAACUCCUUGGGCGAGGAUACAUCAGCGGAAGCGGUUGACUUUAUGGGGGUGGCUCCCACCGGCAGCGGCAAGACUGUCAGCUUCUUGAUCCCUGCCAUAAACAGCAUAAUGAAGAGGCGGGCUGGCUCCGAGGAGCGCAAGCUGCAUAACCUGGAGGCGGUCAUCGUGGCGCCAACGAGGGAACUGGCGAACCAGAUCCACAACGAGGGCCUCAAGCUGACCGCGGGCACGGGUGUCAAAGUAAUACUCAUGAAAAAGGGCAUGCGAAUCGUCACGGAGGAUGCCGAGCCCGAGGACAAGGACAGCGAAAACGAGUCUUCUGAAGAGAGUGAAGAGGAGGAGGACUCUGACUCGGGAAGCGACGAGGACGACUCGACGAAGCCGGUCACAAAAGCCGACAUACUCGUGACGACGCCCAUGCUCCUGCUCAACUUCCUCAACAAAGGGAAACUGAAGCGCACCAUCCCGUCCGUCAGGUCGCUGAUCCUGGACGAGGCCGACGUCCUCCUGGACGAGCUGUUCCGGGACCAGACCAUGGGCAUCUGGCAGGCCUGCACCAGCCCAGACCUCCACCUGACCUUCUGGUCCGCGACCAUGGGGUCCAACAUCGAGACGCUCGCAACAGAGCAGCUAAGGUCCCACCACAAACAGCGGGGCAUGGCGCCCAAGCCCCUCGUGCGCCUGGUCGUCGGGCUCAAGGACACAGCCGUGCCGAACGUGACGCACAGGCUGACCUACACGGCCACGGAGCCGGGCAAGCUCUACGCGCUGCGGCAGCUCCUCCGCCCGGCCCCCGGGUCCUCCUCCUCCGAGGACGGGCCCCCCCUCCGCCCCCCCUUCAUCGUCUUCACGCAGACGAUCGAGCGCGCGACCGCGCUGCACGACGAGCUGCGGUACGACAUCCCGCUCGAGGCGGGCGGCUCGGCGCGCGUGGCGGUGCUGCACUCGUCGCUGCCGGACGCCGCGCGCGCGGCCAUCAUGCGGCGCUUCCGCCUCGGCGAGGUCUGGGUCCUCAUCACGACGGACGUGCUGGCGCGGGGCGUCGACUUCGCGGGCGUCAACGGCGUGGUCAACUACGACGUCCCCACGAGCGCGGCGGCGUACGUGCACCGGGCCGGGCGGACGGGGCGCGCCGGCCGCGAGGGCGGCGUCGCGGUCACGCUGUACACCAAGGACGACAUGCCGUACAUCAAGACGUUUGCCAACGUCAUCGCCAUGAGCGAGCGGCAGGCCGGCAAGGGGGAGUCGCGGGUCCUGAGGGCGCUGCUGGACGCGCUGCCGGACGUCAGGAAGGAGGACAGGAAGAAGCUCAAGACGCGGGGGGUGGAGGCGCGGAGGGCCGGGGGUGCGGUCAUCACGUCCAAGAGCGGCUGGGAGAGGAAGAAGGAGCAUAACCGGAGGGAGGCCAUCAGGGAGAGCCGGAAGAGGAAGAAGGGUGGAGAGGCUGAGUAG